AUGGUCGUCAUCGACUUUGACAUGGCAGCCACCGGCGGUAACUCCGCCGCCACCUUCUCCGACUCGCCCUUCUUCUACGAUAGAUCAGAUGCCAACGGCGCCGGUCAGGCCAUCUACAAAGAUGCCUCCCACGUCCAGCCGCACAGCAACCCGCGUGUGAGCUACUACCACCCGGCCGGAGUCGGCGACUUUCACUACGGCGAGCGCCAUCCCAUGAAACCUGCGCGACUCACGCUCACCAAUCGUCUCGUACUCGCAUACGGUCUUCACAAACAUAUGAACGUCUUCACUCCAAGAGAGGCCACCAAGGAGGAGCUCGAAAUGUUCCAUGACAGCGACUACGUCGACUUUCUCGCCAACGUCACCCCUUCCACACCGCCCUCGGCCGCAUUCACAAAGUUCAACUUUGCCGACGACUGUCCCGUCUUCGAUGGCAUGUACGACUUUUGCAAGGCUUACUCGGGCGCCUCGCUAGCGGGUGCGCGGCGGCUCGCGGCGGGUGAGACCGACAUCGCGAUCAACUGGUCCGGCGGUCUGCAUCACGCCAAAAAAUUCGAGGCGUCCGGUUUCUGCUACGUCAACGACAUUGUGCUCGGCAUCAUGGAGCUUCUUCGUUUCCAUCCGCGCGUUCUCUACAUCGACAUUGACAUUCACCACGGAGAUGGCGUGCAAGAGGCGUUCUACAACUCGAAUCGCGUCAUGACCGUUUCUUUCCACAAGUACGGCAACGACUUCUUCCCCUGCACCGGCAACAUCGACGAGAUCGGCACAGGGCUUGGCAAGCACUUUUCCCUCAACGUGCCGCUCCAGGACGGCAUCGACGACUCGGGCUACGUGGCGCUGUUCAAGAGCGUCAUGGAGCCCUGCAUCACCACCUUCCGCCCGUCGUCGAUCGUGCUCCAGUGCGGCGCCGACUCGCUCGGACUCGACAGACUCGGCUGCUUCAACCUCAGCAUCGCAGCGCACGGCGAGUGUGUGCAGUUCAUCAAGUCGUUCGGCCUGCCCUUGCUCGUGCUCGGUGGAGGAGGCUAUACGAUCCGCAACGUCGCAAGGUGCUGGGCGUACGAGACGUCGGUCUUGACCGGAUGCUCCAUUCCAGACACUCUGCCCAGCACACCUUACAUGGAAUUCUUUGCGCCCUCGUAUCGAUUGCACGAGCCCACGCAGGCAGGGAGGGUCGAGAACCAGAACUCCAAAGCGAGCCUCGAAAAGAUCCGCGUUCAGAUCCUGGAACAGCUCAGAUACCUGCAUGGCGCUCCAAGCGUCCAGAUGCAGGAGCUGCCUCCAGAUCUCGCAGGCGCCUGGGUCGAGGAGGAAGUCAAGGUUUGA
This is a messenger RNA of Moesziomyces antarcticus, 1329 nucleotides long. Its product is annotated as histone deacetylase. Lineage: Eukaryota; Fungi; Basidiomycota; Ustilaginomycetes; Ustilaginales; Ustilaginaceae. Bases 1 to 1329 code for a protein of 442 amino acids. The transcript has a single exon. Gene Ontology annotation, molecular function: histone deacetylase activity. The record is from RefSeq and is a predicted model, not a curated record.